AUGAUCAGCGGAGGCCCCACUUUGGCGGGACCCUCUAACCGGUCAGUAAAGCAAUAUGUGUGUGACGCUCACUACCCCCAAGUCUUCGGCAUUGAAGAGAAUCGGUGCCGCAAGGUCCCGAAGGUGGGAUGGGAGCCCAUCACAUUUUCUGAAGACGGGGAAGAAUGGAUCAUUUACCCCCACGAUGACCCCAUGAUCAUUCGGGCCGAGAUGGCCGACUACGAUGUAGGUCGGGUGUUGAUCGACACUGGGAGUUCGGUAAAUGUGAUUUUUGCCGAUGCCUUCAAAGGACUGGGAAUUGCCGACAGUAUGGUCAAUCGGCAGAUAACGCCUCUCCUCAGCUUUUCUGGGGAUCUAGUCCAGCCAGUCGACAGUAUUAGUCUGCCCAUCGCCUUCGGCGUUGCCCCCAGAAAAACGAUGACCUACGACCAAUUCCUCAUCGUCGACUACCCGACGGCAUACAACGUCAUCAUAAGACGAACGGCACUCACCAGAGUCAAAGCCCACUUGUCCCCCCACAUGUUGCUGAUGAAAUUCCCUACCUGCAACGGUACUGGCGUUGUCCGGGGGGACCAACUCAGCGCACGGACGUGCUAUGCCACUGCUCUUAAAUUGGUAGCUUGCAAGCCGCCAAUGGAAGCUAUGUCUGUGCAGGGACUACCGAAUGGUAGCGAGUCUAUAGAUGACCCAAGGGAGGAAACGCCAACGCUGGUGGUAAAGAUCGGCACCAACCUAGGUCCCGACCUACGGAAGCAGUUCAUUGACUUUUUGCGACAACAGGCGGAGGUCUUCGCCUGGUCUUACGACGAUAUGCCCGGCAUAUCACCUGACGUCAUCAGCCACAAGCUCAGCAUCUCCCCUGCCCAUAAACCAGUCAGACAAAAGCACCGUUCGUAUGAUGCCGAAUGGUACGAUGCUAUGUGUACCGAAGUUGACAUGCUCAAAGCCAUCGGCUUUAUCAGGGAAGCUACGUACCCUGUCUGGCUUGCCAACUCAGUCAUGGUUCGGAAGGCAAAGGGAGGAUGGCGAAUGUGUCAGAACUAUACCCACCUGAAUAAGGCAUGUCCGAAGGACAGCUUCCCAUUGCCGAGGAUCGAUCAGCUCGUUGACGCAAUCGCUGGGCACGAGCUGCUCAGCUUCAUGGACUCCUAUUCAGGGUACAACCAGAUCUUCAUGGACCCUGCCGAUAGCGAGCAUACGACAUUCAUCAUCGACCACAAGUUGUACUGUUACAAUGUCAUGCCUUUCGGCCUGAAGAACGCGGGGGCAACGUAUCAACGGCUCGUCAAUCGGAUUUUUGCUAAGCACAUCGGCGACAUUAUGGAAGUAUAUGUCAACGACAUGUUGGAAAACCUAGCCCUCAUGUUCGGUAUACUAAAGGACUAUCGAAUGAGGUUGAAUCCAACGAAGUGCGCCUUCGGUGUAUCUUCGGGUAAAUUUCUCGGAUUCAUGAUCAGCCAAAGAGGAAUCGAGGCCAAUCCCGAGAAAAUCAAAGCCAUAAUCGACAUGGAGACAUCGAAGACGCAGAAGGACAUUCAAAGCCUUACCGGACGUGUCGCUGCCCUAACGCACUUCAUCUCCAAGGCUACCGAUAAGUGUGUACCGUUCUUCAAAGCCUUGAAAGGGGGCAAACAUCAUAUCGCAUGGACUCCCGAAUGCGACCAAGCAUUUCAAGACUUGAAGAACUACAUGAGCAGGGCACCAUUGUUGUCAAAAUCGCUUCCCGGAGAAGUUCUCUUCCUCUACCUCUCAGUAUCAAGCACUGUCGUUAGCUCGGUAUUGAUACGGAAGCCAGAGAAGGCAGAGCUACCAAUUUUUUAUAUCAGCAAGGCUCUUCAAAGCGCGGAACUUCGGUACCCACCCUUGAAGCAGCUGGCGCUUGCCCUUAUUGUCUCGGCGCGAAGGCUCCGCCCAUACUUCCAAGCACACGAGAUCACGGUACUGACCAAUCAGCCCCUUCGGCAGGUACUUCAAAAGCCAGAAACGUCAGGCAGGCUGGUCAAAUGGGCGAUCGAGCUCGGAGAAUUUGACAUACAAUUCAAGCCAAGGCCUGCAGAGAAAGGUCAAGCCGUCGCCAACUUCAUCUCUGAGCUCACACCUGCACCGUCGGAAGCACCCUCUCCGAACGCUGUUAUUACAGAACCAGGAAACAUGGAUGCCAAUCGCUUUGAUCCUUCUGUACCUCUGUGGAUCCUGCAUGUUGACGGCUCGGCAAAUCAACAAGGCUGUGGAGCUGGGUUGGUGUUAACUACUCCAGACGGAUGCAAAGUUGAAUAUGCCCUCCGAUUCAACUUCAGAACCUCUAACAAUGAGGCAGAGUACGAGGCUCUCUUGGCCGGCCUUCGGCUAGCCAGGAGCAUGAGCGCUAAACAAAUCAGCAUUCACAGUGACUCCCAGCUCAUAGUGAAUCAAAUAACGGCAGACUUCGCAGCAUGGACCCAGCUCAUAGUGCCUCCAUGUCCGCCUACCUAUCGGCAGCCCACCAACUCCUACAAAAGUUCCAGGCCUACGAAAUUCGGCAGAUUCCCAGGUCAGAGAACAGCCACGCUGAUGCACUCUCGCGUUUAG
Messenger RNA from Prunus armeniaca (apricot), 2568 nucleotides. The record is from the annotation of a GenBank genome assembly. Lineage: Eukaryota; Viridiplantae; Streptophyta; Magnoliopsida; Rosales; Rosaceae.